AUGACUUAUGCUAUUUGCGCUCGCGAAGAGGCAUCCUCCCCCGAUGUGAUUACAGAUGACGGUUCUAUUUUAGCUGUGUUGAGAGCUAAACCGAUGUUUCUUGAAGAAAUCUGUAAAGCUCAGAAAGAUGACAGUGAGUUGCAAGCUAAAAGAGAUCAGUGCGAGUUGGGUGUAGAGAAGAUCGGUUCUGAUGGUUUUUUGAUGUUCAUAUAUCAGAUAUGUGUACCGAAGAAUGAUGAGCUCAUUCGAAAGAUCUUACAGGAAGCACAUAGCAAUUCUUUGUCUAUUCACCCAGUAAAGGCCGAACAUCAGGUACCUUCAGGUUUAUUGCAUCCUGUAUUAGUUCCUGAGUGGAAAUGGGACCGAGUUACCAUGGAUUUUGUGACAGGGUUGCCGUCGACACUGAGAAAAAAAGAUACAAGAUAG
Messenger RNA from Gossypium raimondii (Peruvian cotton), 426 nucleotides. RefSeq lists its product as uncharacterized. The transcript has 4 exons. NCBI's taxonomy places the organism in Eukaryota, Viridiplantae, Streptophyta, Magnoliopsida, Malvales, Malvaceae. The record is from RefSeq and is a predicted model, not a curated record. Bases 1 to 426 code for a protein of 141 amino acids.